CAGUGUUUCUGGUCUGUUUUCAGGGGGAACUGGAUUGGAGAAGCCCCCUACAAAACCGCGCCCUGCUCUGAGUGCCCGCCCAGCUAUGGAGGCAGCUGCAAGAACAACUUGUGCUACCGAGAGACUUAUGACCCAAAACCUGAAGCAGAUGAGAUGAACGAGGUGGAGGUGGCACCUGGCCCCGAGGAGAAACUCGUCUGGGUGCAGCCGAGGGUGAGCAGACCCUCGCAGCCCAAGAAAACCCCGGCCGUGAACUACAUGACUCAAGCCAUCAGGUGUGACACCAAGAUGAAGGACAAGUGCAGAGGCUCCACGUGCAACAGGUACCAGUGUCCAGCAGGCUGCCUGAAGAGCAAGGCGAAGAUUUUUGGAACACUCUUCUAUGAAAGUGCGUCCAGCAUCUGCCGCGCUGCCAUUCACUAUGGGAUCCUGGAUGACAAAGGGGGCCUGGUGGACAUCACCCGCAACGGGAAGGUCCCCUUUUUUGUUAAGUCGGAGAGAAAUGGCGUGCAUUCUUUGAGCAAAUACAAGGCUUCCAGCUCAUUCAUGGUGUCCAAAGUAAAAGAGCAGGACCUGGACUGCUACACCACGGUCGCUCAGCUCUGCCCGUUUGAGAAGUCGGGGACCCACUGCCCGAGAGUUCAUUGUCCGGCGCUCUGCAAAGAUGAGCCAUCCUACUGGGCUCCUCUGUUUGGAACCAACAUCUAUGCAGACGUGAGUAUCCUGGUAUUUUUAUUGAUCACUUCUCCCAGCCUGUUAAUUCCACGGAAAGCACAUCCCAAGGUCUGGAUACCUGGUAUCUCCACCCUGGGCCUUCCUAAAUUUAGACCACUUGUUUCUGCAACCUUUGCCCUUGUUUCCCAUUUAUAAAGCCUUUACUACUUUCCCCUGCCAAUGAGGAAUAUAGAUGUAGGUGUACCUCAUAUGACACAGCUGUGGUCAU
Molecule: messenger RNA, 943 nt
Organism: Talpa occidentalis (Iberian mole)
Lineage: Eukaryota; Metazoa; Chordata; Mammalia; Eulipotyphla; Talpidae
Product: cysteine-rich secretory protein LCCL domain-containing 2-like
Source: RefSeq, a predicted model, not a curated record